GAAAGGUUAAUUGUUUCAUUGCAGAUGAGAAAUUCUCCUCGUAAAUUCGAAUUCCUUAUAAGCUGUUGACGCAACUUAAGUUAGUCUCAGCUUGACAUGACAUCAAAAGUACAUUUCACUGGGUAGAGCAACCUGAAUAUGAGUAUACAAAAAUCCAAACCUGUAAACAUGUCAUUGUGAAGCUACUCCAGUCUAGUCUUUAGCUCUGCCUCACCCAUUGGGAAAGGCUUUCUGAUACUUAAUCGCCCUAGUGUGAAGGGGAUGAAAACUGGCUACUCCAUGAUCAUCAAAUUUACUGUUUAUUUACAAAUCGAUUAAGUCGUAAUACCCAGCUCAGUAGCCAGGCGUUCUUUCUCCGCGUCUCUUCCGGCCUAUGAACAUGGCUUGCGCAAAUUUUAAGGGCGUUACCAAAAAUCCGUUCACAGGUCCUUACGAGUACUUCGUGCUCGCCGACGACUGGAAGAGAAAGCCUGGGGGCUAGGCUACAGAGCAUGUGCAUGACUGCCACUUUCUCUGCUGUGGAAGAUUUCAAUCCCUUCUGGUGGCAUUCACGAACAAAACAACUUAUAGGGAGGGCGAAACAAAAACAGACCAGAUCGACGGCGAAGCAACACUUUUCUGUCAAAACAAAACAUCAAAGCCUGACUAGCCUCGCUUGAAUGCGACUCGUUCCGGGUGACAACCGAGCGGUCCGCCAUAUUUGCAUUCAGUGUAUAAAAUCUAUUAUUGUGUGUAUUUGCGUUCGAGAAUGCCCGAACGAAUCCAAUUGUUCCAUAUUAGUGUCAAGCUUUCGGCGUCGUUAAUGCCAAUUAACGUAAAAUCCUUUCCUUUAAACAAUCGCCAGGGUAACAUAGAAUCUUUCCGUACAACAGCUGUGUAAAUUCAUUAAAAUUUCCAUAUCUCUAACUGUCAUUCAAGCCAACACGUAAAUGAAAAUAACAUCCGUGGCAUUCAUUCGCAAAAUCUUUCAUACCGAGUUUAGAACGCUCCUUUUGUCAACUAAAUGACGGUUCCACAAGUCUUGUCCUUCCUCGUUCUCGCCAACGCCCUUGGCGGCGUGUUUUCUUGUGGGGGUGGAUCACCGCCGCCGCCUUGCUCAUGGCAAACGUGCAGUCACGAAUGGAGGAACGAUUGGAGUCCCGGCAUUUCUACAGGACACUGCGUGAAUCAGCACCGUAAUACACACCACAUUUAUACGACUCACCAUGGCUCGGGUUCGUGCCCAGCGCCUUCAGUAUGCAGUCAUUCAACUCAGUAUAGAACUAUGUGCUCUUGUACGAAUGCUUACUACUGCCCCUUCCAUGGUUGGUCUAGUUGGACAGGAUCAAUAGCUCAAGGGACAUGCGGACGUCAGAGCCGUUACCGCGACUACAAUCAACACACCAGGUAUGAUGUGCGAGAAGGCAAUUGUAACGGCAUCCCGAGCUCGUGUGGAUCAAGGCAGUACAACUACAGGGAUUGGUGCUCGUGCAGGUAUGCAUCAUGCUCACUGGGGUCGUGGAGUUCCUGGGCUGAUCUGCCCUCACCUGUCAGUGCAAGUCACUGCGCCUCUCAGCAGCGUACCCGGAGCUAUGCACUGACUUGGUUAUACACCGACAGACAGGACAAUUGUAACGGUGUGGGACCGCAGACAUGCGCAUCUCCUCAGACUGAAACUAGAGAAAAGAUCGUCACUUGUACUGCGCUGCCAAAUCCGGCCCAUGGAAGCUGGGACCGAGAUGACUGUCGAGCCAACUCCCAAACGUGUCCUUCUAUUUGUCUACUUCGGUGUGACACCGUUAAUGGUUUUCAGCUGGAAGGACCAGACAGCCGCGAGUGUCUAGCGACUGGUCAGUGGUCUACGCCAUGGAGUUCAUAUUGUAAAGGCUCUUGUACGAAUGCUUACUACUGCCCCUUCCAUGGUUGGUCUAGUUGGACAGGAUCAAUAGCUCAAGGGACAUGCGGACGUCAGAGCCGUUACCGCGACUACAAUCAACACACCAGGUAUGAUGUGCGAGAAGGCAAUUGUAACGGCAUCCCGAGCUCGUGUGGAUCAAGGCAGUACAACUACAGGGAUUGGUGCUCGUGCAAGUAUGUAUCAUGCUCACUGGGGUCGUGGAGUUCCUGGGCUGAUCUGCCCUCACCUGUCAGUGCAAGUCACUGCGCCUCUCAGCAGCGUACCCGGAGCUAUGCACUGACUUGGUUAUACACCGACAGACAGGACAAUUGUAACGGUGUGGGACCGCAGACAUGCGCAUCUCCUCAGACUGAAACUAGAGAAAAGAUCGUCACUUGUACUGCGCUGCCAAAUCCGGCCCAUGGAAGCUGGGACCGAGAUGACUGUCGAGCCAACUCCCAAACGUGUCCUUCUAUUUGUCUACUUCGGUGUGACACCGUUAAUGGUUUUCAGCUGGAAGGACCAGACAGCCGCGAGUGUCUAGCGACUGGUCAGUGGUCUACGCCAUGGAGUUCAUAUUGUAAAGUCUCGGACCAAGAACGUCCUCGUGUGUCCUCGUGUCCAAAAGACAUCAAGAAACAAACUAAUCAAAAUGAAAUACGUGUCACGUGGGUCUAUCCAGCGUUCGAGGACAACUUCGACAAGCCUCCGGUACAGCUACUAAUAACUAGUAACAGAAACCCGGGUGCUAUUUUCCCUUGGGGUAGAUAUCAAGUGUUGUACGAGGCCAGCGACAGGGCUGGAAAUAAAGCCACUUGUGAAUUCUUCGUGGAAGUUGGACGUAAGUUAAAAUCUUCAACAGCCGAGCAAAACGUGAAUGCCGCAAAGAAGAAUUUCACGUUUUACACAGGCUCUUGCUCCGCAGACGAGCAAGAGGCCUUGACGCGAAUCCGACUUAACUUCCUGGAUGCUGUGAAAAACAGUCCACUAGCCAACUAUGCGUUGUGUAGCGUCAGUCAGGGCCAGGACUGCGUCGUGGAAAACGUUAAAGUCUACUGCGGGACAAACUCCAGACGAAGGAGAGACCUGGACUCCAGUGAGCGAAUCAUCACGUUCGAUUUUGUGAUCCACGACAAAAAUGCUUCGUCUGAUCCCAAAGUAGAAGCUGCCAAGUGCGUAGCCCCAAUCGUUUUUGUUGUUCAUGUCAUUUUUAAAUUGAAGGAUGAUUUCUACUUUCUCAUACUGAUUGCGAUAAAAAUUUAUUAUGGACAGUAUUAUUCAUUCUUUCAUUCUUUCCUUUUACCACUAGUGGAGUGUCCCGCCGGUACUUAUUACAACAGGGACAGUCAGAUCUGCGAGAACUGUCAGGAAGGAACAUUUCAGAAUAGUACAGGACAAUUAAGUUGUGUCCCUUGCCCAGCGGGUACAUGGACUGUGAGCGGUCAUGCCAGGAACUUCACCGAGUGUUUUGAAAUCUGUGAGCCAGGCGAGUACACAAUGCUGGAAGAAUCUGGUAUUGUGAACUGUUUGAUGUGUCCCAUCGGAACCUACCAACCAAAAUUUCGCGCCACAGAAUGUCUAUCUUGUCCUGGUGGCACGACGACGGCACAGAAAGCUUCAACUUCAGUAAACGACUGCCAGUAAGCGACUGGUAAGGAAAACAUGCACUACUGCUCAUUCACCUCUUUGUCCAUCUACUUUCUUGAGUUAUUCAAUGCUCUAGAAAAAAACGUACGACCCAUUCAUUUAUUCCAUCUCCUUCAAGC
Messenger RNA from Orbicella faveolata, 3642 nucleotides. Its product is annotated as sushi, von Willebrand factor type A, EGF and pentraxin domain-containing protein 1-like. The record is from RefSeq and is a predicted model, not a curated record. Gene Ontology annotation, biological process: signal transduction. NCBI's taxonomy places the organism in Eukaryota, Metazoa, Cnidaria, Anthozoa, Scleractinia, Merulinidae. Gene Ontology annotation, cellular component: cell surface.